AUGACGAUCAAAAGCGCACUCGCCAUCUUCGGCAUUCUUGCAACAACGUUGGCAAGCCCAUUGGUAACUCGGGAAACUCCCGUGGAAAUGUCAUUGGAAACCCGAGAGGACAAAUGCUACCCAAAUUCCAUGGUUGACAACAAGAAAAUGGGGAAUUGCCCGCAUAAAACCAAUGUUGAUAAGGAUGGCCAUUGCCCGAACAUCAACCGUAUACCGGGAAGGGAAGGCUGUUCCGCCUAUUGCGAGUUGACACUCUCGAAAGGCUACGGCCAAGAGAUCCCUUUCCACCAAGGCUAUUGCCAGGCGAAAACCACUUGCAGCGUGGCCAAUUCCGAGAGUGUUGCAACCACACAAACCUGGUCGGUCAACGCAAAUAUUGGUAUGGGCACUGGGGAAGAAGUUAGCAAGGCCCUAAGUGCCGUUUUUAACAUAGGGGCCAGCUAUUCCCAGAGCAAGACCCUGACCUACACGGUCACUACAACACAGUCGAAGGAGCUGGGUAAAAACCAAUGCGGUUAUUGGACCUUCAUUCCAUUUGUCAUGGAAUCUUGCGGAACCCUUACCUCAGUUACAAAAAAGACCAUGACGGCCGGGUACUACAAUACCAAUACCGUGUCCUACUGUGAUACCAAGGGCUCUAAGGCUGACCAUAAGAAUUGGUGCAACAAGUCUAUAUACAAGGAUGACAAGGGACGCCCUGAUGGGCAAGUCGUCUUCAUCUUUGUUGACUGCGCCCAUGGGGGCAUCUUGAAAGACAACAAGAUUCCGGGGGGUGAGACGCAGCCUGCUGCCAUCUGGUAUCCUGGUGUUUCUACCGGUCCUAAGUAG
Messenger RNA from Venustampulla echinocandica, 828 nucleotides. RefSeq lists its product as uncharacterized. The coding region runs from base 1 to 828 and encodes 275 amino acids. The transcript has 3 exons. The record is from RefSeq and is a predicted model, not a curated record. NCBI's taxonomy places the organism in Eukaryota, Fungi, Ascomycota, Leotiomycetes, Helotiales, Pleuroascaceae.